Messenger RNA from Amorphotheca resinae ATCC 22711, 1110 nucleotides. RefSeq lists its product as hypothetical. Gene Ontology annotation, biological process: proteasome-mediated ubiquitin-dependent protein catabolic process; protein catabolic process in the vacuole; negative regulation of gluconeogenesis. The coding region runs from base 160 to 1110 and encodes 316 amino acids. The record is from RefSeq and is a predicted model, not a curated record. The transcript is spliced from 4 exons. Lineage: Eukaryota; Fungi; Ascomycota; Leotiomycetes; Helotiales; Amorphothecaceae. Gene Ontology annotation, cellular component: GID complex; extrinsic component of membrane.
UAGGUAUCAAAUUGUUCCGUAUUCGCCCAUCACUUGUAAGGUCUGUACAGCAUAGUGGCGUCAUGUCCAUCUAAUACUAAGCACUUCUCUGUUUCACUUCUAUUCCUGUAUCAUUAGAAUCGCCUGUCCUUCGAGCCUGGCCGGUGCCGGCGCAACCAAAUGCCCACUCCCUCGAGCGACGAGAACAUCGCUGCAAACAUAUCGCCGUACAACUUAUGCCCACCCGACGAUGACAGAUCUAGUUGGAGAGGUGCCGAGAUGAACGAUGUUCGCGAUGGAUUAGUCGUUGCGCCCCCUGAAGUACAUCAGGAGCCAACACCGCCUCCGUCUGAUUCACGAGCAGCCAGUUCCACGGGGGCACAUAUACCAGAACAGCAGAAUAUCAAGCGUAUGGAUAUUGAUGAUGAAACUAUGGCUCCAGAUAUGCUAUCCCCCACGAGUGCAGAUGGCGAGAAGCAUGAAGAGAACGAGUUGCCUGCAUUGUCCAGCGCAGGCCUUAGCUCGCCAUCUAUGGGCUACGACUUCUCCAACGUCCGAUUGAGACCUUCUUCCCCUGCCCUCUUACGCGCUGGCAGCAGAUUCCAUGGCACCCAACAAUCCGAACGUCAGGUUUACGAUGUUCAGGUCGAAAUCAAGCAUGUUGAUAUGAGGGAAUCAUUUCUCUGCGGAUAUCUACGCAUUCAAGGCUUGACGGAAGACCACCCAACGCUCACCACCUAUUUCGAGGGGGAAAUCAUCGGCUCAAAAUACUCUUUUCUUACUCAACAUCAAGAUUGGGGUUCAACGGACAAGGUAGACCUACAACACUGGGCCAAGUUUUCCGCUUUCCGCCCCUAUCAGAAGCUGGCCAGAAAAGGUCAACUUUACAUUCCCGGUCUCGCGCAACGAGAAAAUAUAUUCAUGCGGUGGAAGGAGCACUUCUUAGUUCCAGAUCACCGAGUACGCACGAUCAGUGGUGCGAGUUUUGAGGGGUUCUAUUACAUCUGCUUCAACCAGAUUCAAGGGACCAUUAGCGGUAUUUAUUUUCAUUCGAAAAGCGAAAAGUUUCAACAGCUGGAACUGAAACAUGUUGAGGAUCGUGGAUGCUUUGCAGCAAUAGAAUUUCGAUGA